Argiope bruennichi is the source of this 1040-nucleotide messenger RNA. RefSeq names its product CD9 antigen-like. The transcript is spliced from 7 exons. NCBI's taxonomy places the organism in Eukaryota, Metazoa, Arthropoda, Arachnida, Araneae, Araneidae. The coding region runs from base 146 to 841 and encodes 231 amino acids. The record is from RefSeq and is a predicted model, not a curated record. Gene Ontology annotation, cellular component: membrane.
GCAACUCAAUUGUCGUAAUGCGUGAAAAGGUGCGCUAAUGAUACACUCUGAACUCACUUUCGUUAUUUUCAAAUUUGUGCUGUUUGGGUGUGGAAUUUGAGUUUUUCUUCAUUUUUCAAGUGGAUUAAAUUACUCUAAGAUAGAAAUGGCACCCCACGUCGAUCCGGCUACAGCAUGGAUGAAAUACAUACUUUUCACUAUAAACUUUGUUAUUUGGGUGAUGGGAGGAGCCAUAUUAGGCCUUGGAAUUUGGGUGAGAAGUGACUCCGAUUUCUGGGAGUACCAUCGAGGGCUGGAUAUUCCACAGUAUUAUCAAGCAUGCUAUGUGGUGAUCACGCUAGGCGUUAUCAUCCUUAUUAUAGGCUUCUUUGGUUGUUGCGGUGCUGCUUUGGACAGUCCUUGCAUGCUUUUUACGUAUUUCGUCAUUCUCGUGAUAAUUGUGCUUAUGGAACUAACUGCUGCAGGUCUGGUGUGGAAACAUGCUGAUGGGGAAAAAUUUCAGCAAUUUUUGACGGAUUCGAUAAAAAAUGCGAUUGACAGAUCCCAACGGGAAGACAUGGCAUCUUUGCGAUUUGUGGAAUUGUUACAACUACACUUGGAAUGCUGUGGUGGUUACGAUAAAAAUGACUAUCAUUUAGAUGAUAUCCCGCAAUCCUGUAGCAGUGAUCGAACAAAUAAUGUGUUCAUUCAUGGUUGCGGAGAAAAUAUUCGUCGGUACCUUGAACAGAAGGCUGGUGCAAUUGGAGGUGUGGCCCUUGGAUUAGUCUUAGUCCAGAUUCUUUGCCUAAUCUUUACUGGAUGCUUGUUCUGCAUUCUAAGAGAAGAUUCGAAAGAUUAUUAGUAGCUGAAAAAAGGUUUCACAUGACUUCAUUUCACUUUGCUUGCUUUUAUGAAGAAUCAGAUAACAUUUUAGAGAAGGACUGAAUAAAUUUCCUGUGGAACGACGCAGAACAUAAAAAUGUGAAAACAAAUGUUGAAUUCCUAUUCUGAGCAUUUUGUUUUCUGAAUUUAAUAAGAAAUGUAGAAUUUUAGAGAUUUGC